AGUCCAUAUAAUAAUCGGAUGCAUGUUAAAGAGACGAGAGGCAUCGUCAUGUCGACCACGGGUCCCAUAAACAAUUAUUAUGUGGAUUCUUUGAUAAACCAUGAGAGCGAGGAUGUGCUGACAUCGCGGUUCUCAGCCCCAGAGCUUCUCCCCACCGGUUCUCGACCGACGACACUAGCACCAGAGUGCUCCGAAUAUCCCUCCUGCAGUUUUGCGCCGAAACCUUCUGUCUUUACCUCCUCCUGGGGCCCAGUUCACCCCCAGUCUUCAGUGGUAUAUCACCCAUACACCCACCAACCUCACAUUGGAACAGACUCGAGGUAUGUUCGCUCAUGGCUAGAGCCCAUAUCUGGAACAAUAUCCUUCCCAGGCUACCCUGCGAACGGCAGACACUACGGACUCAAAACAGAUGGUUUUCCUCAGCCCGGUGCUGGAGACUCCAUAGCCUUUAACCGCCACGGAUACCCGGAUUAUUUCUACAACACCUCCGUGGACAUCCGAGACAAGACACAACAGAUCAUCCCUUCUCCAGAGUCGGAGGUUUUGGCUUCCGGAAAGCACAAAGACGGCAAGCCAGAAUUCGACCCAAGCAACCCGGUGGCGAAUUGGAUACACGCUCGUUCAACAAGGAAGAAACGGUGUCCAUAUACAAAAUAUCAGACUCUCGAACUCGAAAAGGAGUUUUUGUUCAAUAUGUACCUUACCAGGGACCGUCGAUAUGAGGUCGCUCUGGUUCUUAAUUUGACCGAGAGACAGGUCAAAAUUUGGUUCCAGAAUCGGCGGAUGAAGAUGAAGAAAAUGAAUAAAGAGAAGACAGAGACCAAUGAGCAGUAACGUGCCCUAUGGACACAUUGACUCGUAAACAUUCAGAAAAAUGCCCCUCAUGGACUGUGGGCGAUGGUCUCUUCUCUUGAUAGAUACUAUUUUCCUUUUUUAUCUGAUAUAAUUAAGCCAUAUGCCUAUUAUUGGCAAAGUAGCACAACGCAAUUUAGGCCCACGUCUCAAUAUGAAUGUAUGCAGCUUGUUUAGACUAUUUAUUAGUUAUUAGGCCUACUGUUUCAUGUCAAGACCUACUGUUUCAUGUCAAGACCCACGAAUGGGAUAUUGGUAAAGAAAGGUAGCCUGUAAGGUGAAUUUGGAUAACUAUGCGUGAAUGGUGUUUCAUCUGUUCACGUGUAUAACAAAACCUGGGUAUUUUUGUACAUGUUGCAUCUUAUUCAAGUGUAAAUUAGUGUUCUGUACUCGAAAAUGCAUCAAGGUACAUGGAACGUUUGUCUGUGUUUACGUCUGUGAAUAUAUAUUUAGUUGUAGCCUGUAUGUUUUUAAAUAUUUUUUUCUCUCGACACUUGGACUUUAUACUGUAUACUGUAGA
This is a messenger RNA of Salvelinus fontinalis (brook trout), 1372 nucleotides long. Its product is annotated as homeobox protein Hox-C9a-like. Bases 19 to 834 code for a protein of 271 amino acids. Gene Ontology annotation, molecular function: DNA-binding transcription factor activity, RNA polymerase II-specific; RNA polymerase II cis-regulatory region sequence-specific DNA binding. Lineage: Eukaryota; Metazoa; Chordata; Actinopteri; Salmoniformes; Salmonidae. The record is from RefSeq and is a predicted model, not a curated record. The transcript is spliced from 2 exons. Gene Ontology annotation, biological process: DNA-templated transcription; regulation of transcription by RNA polymerase II; anterior/posterior pattern specification. Gene Ontology annotation, cellular component: nucleus.